GAAGACCCAAUAUUUUUUGCCAUGCCUGUUGUAAAACAUCCCCACAUUGGCCUGUAAUGUUUCAGGAUUAUUUCCCAAGCUAGGAAAGUUGAAGUUGCCCAGCAAUAUAGAGAGUUGGUGUGGCUCUUUUGCAAACUCAAAUCGAUUAAGUUUUAUGAUGCAUACUCUAAAAAGCAAGUAGCUUUCCUUCGAGGUAUUGGGCAUGUAGAUUUGACGGAGGGAUGGUACAUGUUAUCCAAACACUCCAACUCUCCAAUCACAAAGACAUCAUCUCCCCUCAUCGAGGCUCCGUCAACUCUCUCUAGUUCGAUUUGACGGAGGGCCAGUACAUGUUAUCCGGCGUCUCUGAUGCUUCCGCCGCCGUGUUUGAUGUCCAGCGUGGGACCGAUAACGUGGGCGGCGGAGCUAUCACGAGGCAUAAGUGGCUGCUUGCGAUGGAUAAGCAGCACGAGCACGGGCAUAAGUAUGCGGUGUCUUCCGCCGUGUGGUAUCCCGUCAACACCGGACUGUUUGUGACGGGGUCGUACGAUCAUCACAUCAAUGUUUGGGACACGAAUACGACUCAGGUAGUUAUGGACUUCAAGAUGUCGGGGAAGAUGUACCGGACUGCAAUGUCGCCGUUGGCAACUUCUCACAUGCUCAUUGCUGCUGGAACCGAAGAUGUUCAAGUCCGCCUCUGUGAUAUUGCCUCUGGGGCUUUUGCUCACACCUUGUCUGGCCACCGCGAUGGUGUGAUGACUGUGGAAUGGUCUACUUCUAGUGAGUGGGCUUUGCUUACAGGUGGAUGUGAUGGUGCAAUACGUUUUUGGGACAUUAGACGUGCUGGAUUUUUUCUUGUUUUGGAUCAAUCUCAGUCUCAGCUAGGGAGACGUCCACCCAUCCUGAAACGCUCUGCCACAGGUUCAACAGUUAAGUCCUCGUCCCCAAGUCAAAGCACAUCUGCAAAAGGUCGGGCAGCACAAAGGAAACUUACGAAUGGGAGCGGUGCAAAGCACUCACCUAUUGGUAAAGGUCCAGUAAAGGGAUCUAUGAAGCAAAUAUUACAUCCAGGGAUGCUAUCUAGUCAGGAUUGUGCCACUGCUCCUUACGGUGCUGUUACUCGAUUAAAAGUCACUGAAGAUGGCAUGUACCUCUUAAGUGCACUUUGAGUUCCGAUUCAAGACUUGUGGGAUAUAGAAUCUGGCUGCAAUACUUUGGUGGACUUUGAAACUGUGCGUAUGCAAAGCAGCAAGCCCAUACAGUUAGCUACAAGUCAGAAUUCGGAGCUUGUUUUUGUUCCAUGCAUGACAGCUGUGAAGGCAUUCGAUAUGUGGUCAGGUAAAACAUCCCUGAAAUUUCGUGGUCACUAUGAACAUGUAAACUGUUGCUGGUUUAAUUCACAGGAUCAGGAAUUGUACACUGGUGGCAAUGAUAGACAAAUUCUAGUUUGGUCGCCCAUCCAGAAUGGUUUCGGAUGAGGAUAAAUAACCCUACAAGGACGAGGAUAAUUGGAGUGACUAGCAUCCGCUUGCUUGCGAUCCUCAUUUCCGCUAGGUAGAGCACCUUUGUCUUGCUCGGAGUUUCCUGUUUUGCUUUGAGAUCUAAGAGGCUGUAUUUGAUAGGCACAAUGAUUUGUAAGUUUAUAUUUUCUUUUGGCGUGUGUAUAUAUGUACAUUUAAACUU
Molecule: messenger RNA, 1662 nt
Organism: Malus domestica (apple)
Lineage: Eukaryota; Viridiplantae; Streptophyta; Magnoliopsida; Rosales; Rosaceae
Source: RefSeq, a predicted model, not a curated record